AUGGUCAAGCCCGCCGAAGAGGUCGUCUCCGAGUUCAACGAGUACGUCAACAUGACGGCCGAGGAGCUCGAGUCCUGGCUCAAGUCGGGCGACUCCAACAGCGCCGGCUGGCCCAAGGACGACGCCGAAGGCGACGACGGCGAGACGGUCGGGCACGACAGCGGGCGCAAGAUCGUCGAGAUCCUGCGGGCGAACCCCGACAAGAAGGAGGACGCGUACACGGAAGAGCAGGUCGAGCACAUGCGCAAGGUCGUGGCGUACUGCAAACGGCAUCUCGCUCAGGAGACCAAGUCGAAUAGCGAAAAGUCGCCCGAGGAGGUGAAGAAGACCAAGUCGUACGCGUCGCUGAAGAACUGGGGGCACGACUUUCUCAAGGCUCAGGGCGGCGGGUCAUCCACGGGUGAAGAGGCCGCCGAGAAGACUGGGUCAAACGGGUCCAAGGAGAAGAACGGAUCGAAUAAGAAGGGAGAAGAAGAGGAGGAGGAGGAAGAGAAGGAGGAAGAGAUGGAGGAAGAGAAGGAGGAAGAGCCCGAGCAGGCCGAUGACGCCGAGGAAGAGGCGGCAGAGGAGGAGACCGAGGAGAAGGCCGGUGACAAGCGGAAGAACGCCAGCGACGAGAACGGCUCCAGCAAAAAGAGGCAAACCCGCCAGGGCGAGGGCAAGGCGGCCGAGGAGUCGGAGGAGAACGGCGGCGAAGACGGCGACGACAAGACGACAAAGGGCCCCGAGAAGGGCGACACGGUCAGCUGGAACUGGGGCAACGGGCAUCCCGAGGGCAAGGUGCUCGACGUCAAGGGCGAGAAGACGACCAUCGAGACGAAGCGCGGCAACGAGGUGUCUCGCGAUGGGAAGCCCGAAGACCCGGCUGUCGUGCUGGACACUGGCAAGUCCAAGGCCAUCAAGUCGGCCCACGAACUGAACGAGGCGUGA
Messenger RNA from Colletotrichum higginsianum IMI 349063, 930 nucleotides. Its product is annotated as DNA-binding protein. Bases 1 to 930 code for a protein of 309 amino acids. NCBI's taxonomy places the organism in Eukaryota, Fungi, Ascomycota, Sordariomycetes, Glomerellales, Glomerellaceae. The record is from RefSeq and is a predicted model, not a curated record. The transcript has 3 exons.